Messenger RNA from Paramacrobiotus metropolitanus, 812 nucleotides. RefSeq names its product BTB/POZ domain-containing protein 3-like. Gene Ontology annotation, biological process: neurogenesis. The record is from RefSeq and is a predicted model, not a curated record. Gene Ontology annotation, molecular function: protein binding. The transcript has 4 exons. Gene Ontology annotation, cellular component: P-body; cytosol. Bases 265 to 630 code for a protein of 121 amino acids. Lineage: Eukaryota; Metazoa; Tardigrada; Eutardigrada; Parachela; Macrobiotidae.
UGAUCAGCACUAGUAAGUUAGAAGUAUUUAGUAAUUUCCGGUUUAACGUGGAGUUUCGCGUAGUGUUCUUAAGCUACUGCAGAAAUUUCUCACAGCGUUGUUCUCUUCCCACUUGAUAAAACUAUGUCUAGACGGAAAUAAAUUAGCCACUUAAUUGACUUAAACUGCAGGUUGAAAUAAUAUCUGAAUUGUACGAGUAAUAAGUCGUAUUACUGAUUCGCAGCACUGUGGCAGUUAUACCGUUCCCCAUUCGAAAAUUUUACCAUGUCCCAGAAUUCAACGUCCCCUGCGUAUUUACAGCGUCGCGGCGCCAUUGACGGGGUGAUCGGUCGCAUGAAGCGUGCAUUAUCCCUCGCCGAACUGAGCGAUGUACAGUUCGCCGUGGGGCGCGACCAUGGCCAAGAAAAGAUCUUUCAUGCUCACAAGAUGUUUUUGAGCCUGAGCAGCGAUGUUUUUCACGCUAUGUUCUACGGGAAUUUGGCUGACGGUAACCUUGAUGUCAUCCAGAUCCCCGAGAUUCCGUCCGCAGCAUUUGCUAACAUGCUCAGUUAUAUGUAUAUACGAAAAUGCCGUGGACGAUCUGAAUUGGCAGAACGUAUUUCCCACCUUGUACUGCGCCGACAAGUAUGACCUGCCAUGGCUGGCGGAGAUCUGCUGCGUCUAUAUACUGGUGGAGCUCAACACAGAGAACUGUCUCAUAGCUCUGGAAAAUAUCAACGUUUGGGGCCCGAAUUUCGACAGUAUUGUGGAGGCAUGUUUGGAUCUGAUAGACGCCUCGGACGGUGCCGUCUUCCAUUCGGAAUACUUCCGGG